Molecule: messenger RNA, 627 nt
Organism: Cyclocybe aegerita
Lineage: Eukaryota; Fungi; Basidiomycota; Agaricomycetes; Agaricales; Hemipholiotaceae
Source: the annotation of a GenBank genome assembly
AUGGAUGACGUGGAUGAAAUUGAAUCUAUCCUUUACAUUGCGCGCGAAGUCUCUGUAUACAGGAUCCCACCUCUUAAAGCCAACGAGGGGUACAGGGCAAAUGAUUGGGGAGAUCUUGCUGCACCACUCUGGAAAGGCAGGCUUCGUAUUAUUGAGACCUCCAAAGGUGCUGCGCUGCACCUCGAGGACGCACAGACAGGCGAACUAUUUGCAAAGGCUGAGUAUGAUGUAGCCCGACCAUGUGUAGAGGCUGUUUUGGACUCCUCGCGCUACUUCGUUGUCCGCAUUGAAGACGCUGGCAAGAAGGCAUACAUUGGACUGGGAUUUGCGGAACGAUCAGAUAGUUUUGAUUUCAAUGUUGCCUUACAAGAUUACACCAAGCGUCGAAAGGCCCUGCUGAAUCCCGUAUCAAGCUCAGGGGAAACAUCUCCGCAUAUUCCUGCGGGUCCGAAGAAAGAUUACAGCCUGAAAGAAGGUCAGACAUUUUCGAUAUCGAUUCCAGGACGGGCCAAGCCAGCGGCUGCAGGGAACAGUCUUCUUGGUUCCGCUUCUUCAUCCUCCACCACCACUAGUAAUUCCGCCAUACCACUUCUCCCGCCACCUCCGAGUGCGUCCAAGCGGCGCUAA